This is a messenger RNA of Suillus clintonianus, 1920 nucleotides long. RefSeq names its product vacuolar amino acid permease. The coding region runs from base 93 to 1814 and encodes 573 amino acids. NCBI's taxonomy places the organism in Eukaryota, Fungi, Basidiomycota, Agaricomycetes, Boletales, Suillaceae. Gene Ontology annotation, biological process: transmembrane transport; basic amino acid transport. Gene Ontology annotation, molecular function: basic amino acid transmembrane transporter activity. Gene Ontology annotation, cellular component: fungal-type vacuole membrane. The record is from RefSeq and is a predicted model, not a curated record. The transcript is spliced from 19 exons.
ACGACUGAGAGAACUCUUCUGCCCGCCCUGUCGCCCCCCAACAAGACUCAUACCUACUCGGAUACCCCGCAAACGAUCUCACGACCCCACGCAUGUCAUCGAGGUCAUCGUCUAAAGAAUCGCAGCCGUUGCUCCGUGACUGUGAUCAGGAGCCUUCUUAUGACUCCGUGCAGGCCUCAGAGUCAAACUUACAGCCUGAGAAUGAUGACCCACCGCCGUUGAACCAAGUCUCCCGCACUGAUCUUUUUUGGAUCCUUUCAGGUCUUUGGAGCGCGGUCUUCCUUGGAUCCUUGGAUGGUACAAUUGUGGCAACGCUUCUGUCACCAAUAGGAAGCUACUUCAAUAAAUCUGAACAGUCUUCGUAUCUGGGGACAUCAUACUUGCUCUCAGUAUGCUGUUUUACUCCUCUGUACGGCCGACUAUCAGACAUCUUAGGUCGCAAGGGAGCCAUGCUUCUCGGACUGUCUUUAUUCGGAUCGGGUACCAUCGCAUGCGCAUUCGCUCCCUCUAUGGAGGCAUUGAUUGUCGCGCGCGCCGUCGCAGGAAUGGGCGGUGGAGGAGUGAUGACAGUCAGCAGUAUCGCUGUCAGCGAUCUAGUACCCUUGAAACACCGUGGCCUAUAUCAAGGAAUGACUAAUAUUUUGUUUGGUUUGGGCGCCGGCCUCGGCGGCCCAUUUGGAGGGUGGGUAAAUGAUACCCUGGGGUGGCGGGCAGCAUUUUUAUUACAGGCGCCGUUGUUGCUUAUAUCUUUUACUUUGGUCGCUCUCAAGGUCAACAUAAAGUUGCCCAAUGAGAUCCAGGCACAAAGCACAUACUCCAAAUUGCAGCGCAUUGAUUUCAUGGGAUCGUUUACCUUAGUUGGCGCGGUCGCCGGAUUGUUGCUUGGCUUCAGUCUUAAGACUACUGAGGAACUUCCGUGGUCACACCCCCUAAUAUGGGGGCUUUUCUGCACCAGCGCGGUUUUCUGGGUCGCCUUCAUUUUAGUGGAGGCUUAUUGGGCGCCGUACCCUGUAAUGCCCCUGCGUUUAAUUACGCAACGCACCCCGUUAGCGGUCUCUCUGGCCAACUUUUUGGCUUCUAUAACUGCUUUUUCGACGAUAUACAACGUCCCUUUGUAUUUCUCUGCUGUUAGGCUAGACUCAUCGACGAAUGCCGGUCUACAUUUGCUUCCUCAUUCUAUUGCUCUAUCCACGGGAAGUAUGCUCGCAGGCUGGAUGAUGCGGCGAACAGGCAAACUGUAUUCCUUAACGUUAGCCUCUGUUGGCUUGACCAUCACUGCCAGUAUUUUCCUCGCCCUGUGGGACGAUAACACGUCGCAGUACCAUCUAUGGCUAGACAUUGUCCCACAGGGUUUUGGAAUGGCCAGCUUAAUCACUACUACGCUAAUUGCAAUGAUCGCGGGCGUUUACAAGGAAGAUAUGGCCGUCGCAACCGGUAUCACAUAUCUUUUCCGAACAACUGGUCAGGUUCUCGGUGUUAGUUUAUCAGGGGCUGUGGUCCAGAACAUUCUGCUCAGAAAAUUGCGCCAGCGAAUUACUGGACCUGGUUCAUCAGAGAUCAUCGAGGAGAUACGACACUCGAUAAGCUCGAUCCCUGACCUCGCGCCUGCACUCAGAAAAGCAGCAGUCGAGUCUUACGCCGAUGCCCUCCGUGUUGUUUUCAUUUGUCAUAUUGCGAUCAAUAUUCUCGUUUUUAUUGCAUGCGUACCCAUCGAGGAGCACCCCCUACCAGGAACACACCAAGAGCAAGAAGAACAUUACAGGAACCAACAAAUUGGGCAAAAUAACACUGCUUCAACAGUAGACUCACCUUAGACAUUCAUUUGACUGACUGACCGGCGUGUCGUUACUCCUCAAUCAUUCCUGUGACACCCAAGCACGUUGGUACCACAUUCUGUACUCAUUAGACACCCCCCAAACC